This is a messenger RNA of Juglans microcarpa x Juglans regia, 429 nucleotides long. RefSeq lists its product as uncharacterized. The coding region runs from base 1 to 429 and encodes 142 amino acids. The transcript is spliced from 2 exons. The record is from RefSeq and is a predicted model, not a curated record. Gene Ontology annotation, molecular function: RNA-DNA hybrid ribonuclease activity; nucleic acid binding. Lineage: Eukaryota; Viridiplantae; Streptophyta; Magnoliopsida; Fagales; Juglandaceae.
AUGCAAGGAUUUAUCAAGGCAAAUUUGGAUGCUUCUCUUAAUGAACAAAACAUGGGGAUAGGUAUUGUCAUUCGUGAUGAAAAAGGUGAAGUAAUGGCAAGUGCAUGUUAUAAGAAGCAACCAGUCAAAGACCCAACUUUGGCAGAAAGCUUAGCACUAUGGCAGACUGUGGAGUUAUGUAAUGAUCUCGGGUUGAAUAAGGUGAUUUUGGAAGCUGGGGAUGCCCAAGCGGUGGUGAAUGAUGUUAAUAGGGGAGAAGAUCAGGACUUGUCUCUCUGUGGACACAUCAUUGAAGACAUCAAAUUAGCAGUGCUGAGGGGAAGACAUAACUGGAAAGUGCAGUACAUCAAUAGAAAAGGCAAUGAAGGGGCUUAUUCACUAGCAAAGGCAGCGGUGCAAUUUGAGCAUGAAGUUGGUGUGGAAAAUUGA